Olea europaea var. sylvestris is the source of this 469-nucleotide messenger RNA. RefSeq lists its product as uncharacterized. Bases 77 to 469 code for a protein of 130 amino acids. The record is from RefSeq and is a predicted model, not a curated record. The transcript has 4 exons. Lineage: Eukaryota; Viridiplantae; Streptophyta; Magnoliopsida; Lamiales; Oleaceae.
AUUGGCACCGUCGAUCGAGGAGGAGAGUCAGUUUUAUAUUCGCGAAUUGCCUCUUCAUACUGCGCAUGACGAUCAGAUGCCUGAGUCUAGGAUGGAUCGAGAUAGGGAGGAUCGUUCAGUAUUACCUCCGUUGAGGAUAUCACCUCCACCGAGGAGAGCACGUCCAGCGAGGAUGUCACCUCCGCUGAGAAGAUCACGUCCAGCUACGCCGGAGGUUCAGAUGCCUGAGUCCAGCGUUGAUCGAGAUAGAGAGGGCCGUCCAGUAUCACCUCCUGCACCUAGUCCCCGUGCUUCGACGAUUGAUUUGUUCGAACUCCUGAUGGAGAUGAGAGGAGACAUGGCAGAGUUAUGGGAUAAUGUCGUGACACUACGAGCUGAGUUCGGGGACAUGGCACAGUUACGAUAUGAUGUCGCGAUAUUACGAGCUGGGCCUGCGUGGGACGAGCGAUUAUCGAGAUGGAGGAGGUAG